Messenger RNA from Drosophila willistoni, 1607 nucleotides. RefSeq lists its product as uncharacterized. The record is from RefSeq and is a predicted model, not a curated record. Bases 300 to 1043 code for a protein of 247 amino acids. The transcript is spliced from 7 exons. Lineage: Eukaryota; Metazoa; Arthropoda; Insecta; Diptera; Drosophilidae.
AAAACAACAAAAUAAAAAGAACUUUUCAAAAAUCAUUUUUCAAAAGUGUUUGCUGCACUUCGUUCGUGUUGUGCCUAUGUGUGUGUGUGUAUCUUUGAGUGUGUGUGUGUGUGUUGUUCGUGUGUCUUCUUGGAGCUCUUCUUACAAUUAACAUAAAUCAAAACACAGUGGUGUGACAUCACAAAUCGAACGCGACUGCCAAUCGGAAGAGCAGCAGUGUAAUUGCAAAGUCAACAAAAGAACAAACGCAAAAUAUAAGGAAAACCAACAGAGAACGAGAAAGCAACAAACUGCUAAAAAUGCAUGAAAACUGGAGUCAAAGCUGGGGCUGGACCUUGUUGCUCAUAUCAAUGGCAUUGCUGUUGGCAUUGGCCAGGUCAGAGGAAUGCGGCCAGGAGGAGUUCACCAAGUGCGCCGAACCACUUGAUAUGCUGCAUUUAACAAAAGAAUUUUCAAUGGGUCCAGCCAAGAAGGAGGAACUGGAUAAACUUUGUCACGAGUUGCGUAAGGGUGUCCGAUGUAUUCAAAGUUAUACGCGUCGCUGCAUGGAUUUGCAGCAGAGGAAUCAAUUCAAUAAACUCUACCAUGGCACCAAUCAGUUCAUUCGUGAUCUCUGCAACAAGGGUGAAUUUCAAGAGGAGUAUCUAAAGCAUGCUGCCUGCUCGGAAAUGGCCAAAAAGCAAUUUGAAGUUUGUGCCAAUCGCUAUAAGGAGACCAUGGUCUUUCUCAAGCCCAAUAAGAAUCAAGAGAAUCAAGAGAAUGGCACUCUCAAUGAGAAUAUCAAAACCAUUUGCUGUUCCAUUAAUGAAUUGGGAGACUGCUCAGAGAAUGCAGCUCGUAAAAUUUGUGGCAAUGAGGCAGCAAAAUUCACACGAGAAUUAGUUGAUAAAUAUGCCAACAGUUUGACCAAGCUCUAUUGCGAGGACUUUACACGUCAUCCGGAAAGCUGUCGAGAUGGUGAGGGAGAUGGAGCCAUGACCUGGUCAUCAAGUAGUCUGGGCCUAAUUUUAACAGCAUUGCUAUUGAAUCUGCUGGUCAGAUAGACGCACAUAGAAAAACAAGUUAAGUUUACUUAAAAAAACAAAUAGAAACACCAAUGAAAUUCUACACAAUAGUUAAGGUUUCCAGAAAAACAAAAAUACAACUGCAACACACUCACACACACACUCACAUAAAAAAAGAUUAAUUGCAAUCACAACACAAAUUCUCUAUACGAGCGAGCAGAAAAGAACAUAAAAUACAAAAGCUUAGUAUACGUUGCAUACAUUUGGGGGCAUUCAAUAUGAAAAUAGUCAAAAGUGAGAGAGAGAUUCAGUUAAUGGCGGCAAAUGCAAAGGCCUAACAACUAUAUAAAGUAAAGUAAAUGAUAAGUAUGUUAAUUAUUGUCAAGCUGUAUACCAUAGGUAAGGAUGAUCGUACAGAUAUAUUAUAUAUAUAUGAUAUAUAUGUUAAAAGUGUCUAGUUAGUGUCUAGUUAUGUUGGUGUAGUAAUCCCGCAAAUACAAAAGAGAGAGAACCAAAAGUUGUCGGUUUACCAUUACUUUCCAGAAUUGUGUGCAAUAUUAAAUAUAUUAGUUGAGUUUGUCUAGGCUUUAAAAUAUAUACACA